AUCGUGCACUUCUGGGCGCCGUGGUGCGAGCCGUGCGCGGCGAUGGACGUGCUGCUGGAGACGCUCGCGAAAAGGCACCCGGACGUGGCGAUCGCGAGGUGCGACGCGGAGGCGGUGGAGGCGGUCGCGGCGCGCGAAAACGUGAGCGCGGUGCCGUUCUUCGUGUUCGCGCGCGAUGGAAGACGCGUGGACGCGGUGGAGGGAGCGGACGCGGCGACGGUGACGAAUAAGACGCGACAGUACUUUCCGGCGAACGCGAACGCGACGACGACGACGAACGCGGCGAUGGCGAAGGCGAGCGGGACGACGGAUUUAAAGACGCGAUUGAAGAGCCUGAUCGAAUCGCAGCCCGUGGUGUUGUUCAUGAAGGGUCACCCCGAAGAGCCGAAGUGUGGGUUCAGUCGUAAAGUCGUCGACGCGUUGGCGGCUGCGAAUGUGAAAUUCGGUUCGUUCAACAUCUUAGCCGACGAGGAGGUGCGGCAAGGGCUGAAAGAACACGCCGAUUGGCCGACGUAUCCGAUGUUGUUCGUCGACGGUGAGUUUGUCGGUGGAUGCGACAUCGUCUUGGAGAUGGCGGAGGCGGGCGAGCUCGCCGAGGCGUGCGCGGCGUCGAACGGCAAAGUGAAGAACGCUCUGGACGAGCGCAUCAAGAGCAUGCUCGGCGCGCAAGACGUCAUCCUGUUCAUGAAGGGAUCGCGCGAGGCGCCGCGAUGCGGCUUUUCCGCAAAAGUCGUCAGCGCGUUGAACGCGACUGGCGUCGACUACGAAACGUUUGACAUUCUCGGCGACGAACCGAUUCGUCAGGGACUCAAGGCGUAUUCCAAUUGGCCCACGUACCCGCAACUGUACUACAAAUCCGAACUCAUCGGCGGAUGCGACAUCAUUCUCGAGCUCGCCGAAUCCGGCGAACUC
Molecule: messenger RNA, 912 nt
Organism: Ostreococcus lucimarinus CCE9901
Lineage: Eukaryota; Viridiplantae; Chlorophyta; Mamiellophyceae; Mamiellales; Bathycoccaceae
Exons: 1
Source: RefSeq, a predicted model, not a curated record